This is a messenger RNA of Dufourea novaeangliae, 2444 nucleotides long. It is a transcript of the gene Appl, whose product is annotated as beta-amyloid-like protein. Lineage: Eukaryota; Metazoa; Arthropoda; Insecta; Hymenoptera; Halictidae. The coding region runs from base 321 to 2444 and encodes 707 amino acids. The transcript is spliced from 15 exons. The record is from RefSeq and is a predicted model, not a curated record. Gene Ontology annotation, cellular component: neuron projection; neuronal cell body; membrane. Gene Ontology annotation, biological process: central nervous system development; axonogenesis. Gene Ontology annotation, molecular function: transition metal ion binding; heparin binding.
UCCCCGUGAGGCGACCCACCCAGCGCAUCCAGUGUCCCAGUAGUACGCUCUGUGCUCUCUCGUGUACACGGCCGGUCGAGAGUGGUGUCCUUUCGAUACGCGAAGUUGAAGUCGUUCCGUAAAAAAACGUACUCAAUAUCUCUGCGGUUUUUGGUUAACACACAUACACAGUGCGUCGUCGAUCUAUACACAACACGACAGAAGAUCGCCCGGGGGGGGAAAAAGUCGCCAUCGUCCUGAACCGGGAACGAGAAUAAGUACUCGAGGCACGGGAAUUUAAAAAAGAAAAGGAAGAAAAAGGGUCAGUCGGCGAGGAAAGGAUGAAGAAGGGGAUGCUGGUGGUCGGAUUGCUGGCCGUUCUGACGGUUUGCUGUCGGGGCGCACAGGCGGUGUCGGAGAGGCUCGAGUUGGCGCCAGCUGGAGGAAGAUCAGAGCCGCAGGUUGCCACGUUAUGCGAGGUCGGAGAGGUGUAUCUGGCGCAGCACAUGGGCGAACAGGGUCGUUGGGUUUCUUCGACGGACAAGAAGAGCUGCAUGACGGACAAGCUCGAGAUCCUCGAAUACUGCAAGAAGGCUUAUCCGAAGAGAGACAUCACCAACAUCGUUGAGUCGUCCCACUAUGUGAGGGUCAGUGGAUGGUGCAAACCAGGAAGAACCAAAUGCAAAUUGUCCCGAUGGGUCAAGCCGUACAGAUGUCUGGAGGGGCCGUUCCAAAGCGACGCGUUACUUGUCCCGGAAGGCUGCCUCUUCGACCACCUUCACAAUCAGACGAAAUGCUGGGAAUCUCACAGGUGGAACGCAACUGCCGCGGACACGUGCCGGGAGAGGAACAUGAAUCUGAGGAGUUUCGCGAUGUUGCUGCCCUGCGGGAUAUCGUUGUUCUCCGGUGUCGAAUUCGUGUGCUGCCCGAAACACCUGAAAGAAAAUGUGAAACCGAAGAAGCCGAUCGACCUGCCGAUUCCGAAGGGUGUGGACGAUGACCUUGACGAGGACGAAGAUGAUCUCGAUGACGAGGAUGACCUCGACGCCGACGCGGAUGACGAAGAUGACUCCGAGGCGGAUCCCGAGGACGUGCUUAGCGAUCAGCCUAACGACGACGAGAGCGACGAGGAAUACCUCGACGAUUACGACACCACGACAAGUCGAUUAUCAACGACAAUUUCAACAACGGAGAAACCGAAACAGGAUGUGACAGCGAUGCCAUUGCCAGUUAGCACCAGCACUCAGCAAUCGUCCCAGUCGCAGAGCACGCCUGAUCCAUACCUAACGCACUUUGACCCACGCUCCGAGCACCAGAGCUACAAGCAAGCACAAAUGAGACUGGAAGAGGUGCACAAAGAGAAAGUGACAAAAGUGAUGAAGGAUUGGAGUGAUCUUGAGGAGAAGUAUCAGGACAUUCGUGCUCACGACCCGACCGCCGCCGAUGCUUUCAAGAGAUGGAUGACUGCACGAUUCCAGGAAACAGUUGCUGCUUUGGAGGAGAGUGGUGCCGCAGAGAAGCACCAGUUGAGCGCUAUGCAUCAGCAGAGAGUACAAGAAGCUGUUAAACAGAGGAAUGAAGAAGCGAUGUCGUGUUACACUGCUGCUUUGAAUGAGACUCCUCCGAACAUGCAUCGCAUUCAGAAGUGUCUGCAGAAACUGCUCCGAGCUCUUCACAAGGACAGACACCAUACUAUAGCCCACUAUAAACACCUGCUGGACAGUAGCCUCGAGCAAGCGCAACGCGAAAAACCGUCGACCUUGGAACACUUGGCGGAGAUUGAUAGAAUCACCAAUCAGAGCCUGUUGAUGUUAGAACGGUACCCUGAUUUAAGCGCAAAAAUUGGCCGGCUUAUGGAUGAUUACGUUUUGGCCCUCAGGAGCAAAGAUGAGACUCCUGGACUGCUGUUAGCGAUGACACGCGAAGCGGAAGCAGCUAUUUUAGACAAAUAUCAGGCUGACGUCACCAGCAAACAACAAGAGAAAGAGCAUCAGAAGCAACUCGAACGGGCACGUAAGGAGCAACGCAAAGCGGAACGCGGCGAAUUACGUACCGAGCAGGCGCAACAGGAAGAGAAUGAUUCGAUAAACGACAACAAAGAUACUCAACAACAACCAGAACAACCCUCGGCAGUAGCCGCUAUGCACAGUGAGGGACUCGUUAGAGCAGCCCACAGUAUGACUCACGACAUUUCACACUCUGAACCGGGUUACUCAGUGAGAAGGGAAGUCUACCGCAGGGAGAGUACAUCAAUCUACUUCACACUAGCGUUUGCGGGUAUCACCCUCAUGGCUGCUGCAGUGGUCGGUGUGGCUGUAUUCAAGAGGCGCAGUGCAAGAAGCCCUCACAGUCAGGGUUUCAUCGAAGUCGAUCAAGCGGCCACACCAGAGGAGCGACACGUCUCGAACAUGCAGAUCAAUGGAUAUGAAAAUCCUACAUACAAAUACUUCGAGGUUAAAGAUUAA